This is a messenger RNA of Rhodotorula toruloides NP11, 372 nucleotides long. Its product is annotated as small nuclear ribonucleoprotein D1. The record is from RefSeq and is a predicted model, not a curated record. Bases 1 to 372 code for a protein of 123 amino acids. Gene Ontology annotation, molecular function: RNA binding. Gene Ontology annotation, cellular component: commitment complex; U2 snRNP; catalytic step 2 spliceosome. Gene Ontology annotation, biological process: RNA processing; spliceosomal snRNP assembly. The transcript has 4 exons. Lineage: Eukaryota; Fungi; Basidiomycota; Microbotryomycetes; Sporidiobolales; Sporidiobolaceae.
AUGGGCAGCAGAGACCGCGCAAAAGCUCUGGGUAUGAAGCUCAACAACGAGACGGUGACGAUUGAGCUGAAGAACGGAACGUCGGUGCAUGGUACCAUCACGGGCGUCGACCCCUCGAUGAACACACACUUGAAGAAGGUCAAGAUGACGGUUCGCGGGCGGGAACCUCAAGCGCUCGACUCGCUCGCGAUUCGCGGCAACAACGUUCGCUACUUCAUUCUCCCUGACUCGCUUCCCCUCGACACGCUCCUCAUCGAUGAUGCACCGAAGCCGAAGAAGAAGAAGGGAGAGGCAACGAGGGGACGUGGACGGGGUCAGGACCGUGGCAGGGGACGUGGACGAGGAAGGGGUGGUCGCGGCAGGGGUAUUUGA